GGUGCGCCUCGCCUCGCCUAAAUUUUCCUCCUUCGUUCAGUUCCAGGAGCCGACGCACGCCCGCAACAUCGCGGAGUAGGCCUUCUCUCGUCUCUACCGAUCGUAUGUCUCGUUCGACAUCCUCGUACGCGACUCUUUUCACAACCUUUACCGCGCCAACCUGGACCGAUCGCGAGAGCUUCGAAUAAUUCCCCGAAACGAAACCGUGAAUUUUGGAAUUUAUAAUACGAAAUCGGAUUCGGGGGUGGAAAAAAAGCAAAGCGCGAAGAACGGAUUCCGGGCGCGAAACGGGUUACCCUGUGAAUGCGACAGGUGCGGCGAUCCUUCAACCGAUAGAAAUUCAUUCAGAGGACCUGGGAACAACUACCGAUACAUUCGUCACAAAUCUUAAGGGAUGAAGUCCGCAACGUGGACUUCGUACGUCGAUCGAACACCGUUGUUCUCGUGACAAAUUUUACCCUCAAACGAAUUCGAACGAGCGUUCCUUCAAUUCUCGACGUUGUGAUCCAUCGUCGUCGUCCCUCGAUUUAACGGCAUCUGUGGUGCUCGUGAACUUUUCAUCGACGAUUUGAUCAUGUGUUCGAAAGAAAUUCCGGACAAAUUGAAUAACUCGAUCAAUCGAGAUAUUGGUGUUUAUAACUGAGACGUGUGUACGGUGAAAAAAUUUCCGAGUACCUACCCGGACGUGAUUCGAAUCGAAAGAAAAAUUCAUCCGAAGAUGAAAAAAUAGAGUAAAAGUAAAAUGACGAAAUGUACGUAAUAUUUAAAUUCGGGACAUAAAAUUCGCCGAGUCGGUAUAACGCGUAUGCAUCGGUGUGGUAAUAAUAAUUCAUCGGGUGUAAUUUUGACUCGAUAAAGGUAAUAACUCGGGGAACGUUUGCCAAACGACUGUGCACCGUUAUACCGUACACACUGCGAGGAACCUGGUGUUUGCGGAGGAACAAACUCGUUGAUGAACGAGUCAUUUAAUUACACGGGUAUUUUACAAAUGACCAAUUAAAUGGAAGAGAAAAAAUGGAGAGAAAAUAAAAUUUUGUAAUUAAACGACAGAAACUAAUUAGAUAACCUGGUAUCGGGAAUGUUACGGUGAUAUUUCAACAGUGUGCACGUCAUGAUACAAGUGUGUGUAGAGUUGAGUACGUAAAAAAAAUUGUAUAAAAAAAAAGAAAUUAAUCGAAGCCUCGUUACAAAAUAAAGCAAUACCAACGAACGAGCACCUUGUGAAGUUCGCGACGUUCGCACCCCUGCGGAGGAGGUCGAACGCGUUCUCUCGUUUGACCGGCAAGGUCGUCGAUUCGGCGAUUAUAAUUAAAUUAACGACGUCAUCGAAGAAGAGGGGGUGGGUGGAGAAGAGGGCGGUUCUAACCGUUGUAACGAGAAAAAAAACCAACCCCCCCCCCCUCAGUGAAAUGCCGUGAUGGAACGAAUACCGAAUACGUCCAUCCGUGGGGGCGCCGUGUCCCUGGUGACGGCGUUACUCCUUCUGCUUCCUCUUCUGCUGGCCCUUCAUCCGGAAGUAUCCGACGCGGCACGUCCGAGGCAGCGUGGUACCACCGAUGCUUCGCCUCCAAGAGGAGGUUCCGUGAACGAAGCCGGGGUAUUCGCGCUGAGAGGAAGACAGGAGGGUAGCCGUCGCGGACGAAGAACAACGACUACGAGUACCACCACCACCGCCGCGACGACGACGUCGACUACAACGUCGUCGAUUUCAGCGAGUAGGCGAACGACGGCGUCGUCCGGCGUAGGGACGACCACCGCGGAUAUAUCGCCACCGGUAAUCUCCGGUGUCGGCGUAUCGGACGAAGUGGUCGAACCGGCCGCUCUCCUCGCACCGGACGAAGAACCCUGGCCGACGAACGGACCGCUCGGAUCGGCAACGACGUCGCUCAGGUCUCAAGGGGCGACGGGAUCCCCGAGACCGACGAUUGAGAUCGUUGCUAAACCCCAACGGAAGGUCGUACUACCCUGCGAACUCAACGCCAAUUACUCGAAACUCCUGCUUCCCGCCGCCAGAAGUUAUCGAGUGAGACCGGCUACGUGGAUUCACGACGGUAACGCUGUGGAUAUGAUAACGAUAGACACGAGAACGGAGAUGAGCGGUACGGGUCACAGGUACAUUGGUGAUUCGACAACGGCGGCUCUUCAUAUAGACAACGUGCGUCUGGAGGACGACGGUACCUGGGGUUGUACGUUGGAAGACGACCGGGGGAAGAUACUGAUCGGAAGACCGGUGAAGCUGAUCGUUCUCGAGGCACCGAGAGCGACGUAUCUUCUGAUCGACGGUCGUCGAUUGGAUCCAGGUAACCAAUUCGUUCCGGUGAAGGAAGGCUCGGAGUUGACGCUCGAGUGCGGAGUGGAGGGCGGUAAUCCACCGCCCGUUUUAUCAUGGGGAAUGACCCUCUCCCAAGCGACACUUGACGGACCCGAACAACCGCCGAACAACCUCACCAUCCUACCAUCGGUCGUUGGAAGUAGGAGCGGAGCACAUCUCAACGUCCUUAGAGGUCAUCACAACGCAACAAUAGUCUGCGUAGCCAGACACGUCACGUUACCCGCACCUAUGAACGCCAGCAUACUUUUGGACGUACAAUAUACUCCCUCGUUCGCAAUAACGCGACUACCCGGCUUCGGAAUUCCGAUCGUCGAGGGGAUGUCGAUCAGCCUGAAGUGCGAAGUGGACAGUAACCCGAGCAGCGUACCCGUAUGGCAGCGUGACGACGGACCACUCCCCGUGGAGCAGAGCGACGACGGCUGGUUGAAUUUCACAAAAAUCACGAGGGCCGAAAGCGGAUGGUACAAAUGCUACACCCGACACAUGCUCGGUAUAUUCACGAGCAUAGGAUAUUUCCUGAACGUGCGAUACGAUCCCGACACCGAAACGGAAGCCGAAGCCCUCAACGGCGAGGCGACCGACUCGAGAAAAAUUGAAGUUCAACUGGGCGGCGCGGUUACACUGGAGUGCGACGGCGGAUGUUGGGGACGUGGUCCGGGUAUGGAACCGGUCGGAGGUCCCGGUCCGCUCGCUCUCAGUCGCGUCGUUUACCAGGAUGCGGGGGAAUACCGAUGCGUGGCACCCGAUAGAAAAAUGCAGGACACAUGGCGAGCCCAGUUGCCCUAUCGCCUGAAAGUGACGGGAGGUCCGGUGGUGCGUCCGUUGAAUCAAGUGGUAACGGCUAGCGAAGGUCAGCCGUUACAGAUGGUCGUGGAAUUUUGUGCGGAACCUUCGUACACCCGUUUGAUAUGGUUCUCCGAGGAGCAGGUAUUCGUCCCCGGAAACGAGGCCCGUGGAGGGGUGCAAGCUCUGGUGAUCGAAGAAGGCAACACAGACGCUUGUCACGAAUCGAUUCUGAGUUUCGACGGUGUUCGAUCGUCGCACAUGGGCGAAUGGACGAUGAUCGUAAAAUCUCCAGACGGUAUGGCCGAUGCUUCGAUUUUCCUAAACGUAACGAGGCCCUCGGUUAGCCAGAACGUUGCCUCCGGUUCACUUCGGGGUCCCAGUCUUCACGGUAUUCUGCUGUGCCUGACGCUGACGCGGGUCGGGGUUUUGGGUGGUCCGAGACCACCAGGAAACUAGAAAAUAUGACACGAGUCCUGAGGGAAAAAAUUCUGUAGAUAUACACGUAAGCGUCUCUAAUGAGAUUUUACAACAGAAACAAAAAAAAAAAGGAGAAAAAUUGAAGAAAAAAUCAAUCGUAUCACCUGAGGUCAGUAUUAACGCAAAACGAAUUUAUUAACUUAAUAUUUUAUGAAAACGAAGCGUCGCUGAAUACAAUGUUAUACGAAAUAUUGUUGCGAAUAACAAUUUUCGAAUGUAAAAGUGACGGGUGAGUUAAAAUUAUGGUGACCAGACAUCCGAAGUGGUGAUGGUGUUUCUUUUGAACGAAGAACAGAUAGAACGAUACGAAGAAGAACAUUCAUUAAUUUUUAGAUAAAUGAUACUCCGCAUGGAAUUCUUUUUUUUUUUUUAUUUGUCGUGUACAUAAUUGUAUAGAUAAAUUGAAUACGUAUAAGUAUUAUAAAAAAAAUAUUGGUGGAUAACUCGCGAGUUACUUUACAAUAAAAACCAAGAAAAAAUUAUUAAAAAAAAAAUGGAAGAAUAUUAAUAAAAUAACGUUACUAAUAAUAAUGGUAUUGAUAAUGAUAUUGAUAAUAAUUAUGAAAAUGGACGUGAAUACGAUUUAUACAACAUUUAAAAUAUGAUAAUGGUAAAAUAAUUCUAAAAGCAAUGCCUAACCUCCGUCGGAGAGGAGGUCGAGUUAGAAAGUGACCAAACUGGAGCUCUCUUAUUAAAAUUUCUCUUUCAAUCUAUCGCACGUCAAGCCGACUAAUCGAAGCCGAUGAUCGACGUUGUUUUCAUCAUCCCCUCAUUCACUCUUCUCCUCACGAUUUACGGGUUACCGGGCAGAGCAAUUAAGCUAGGGUGAAAAAGAAAAAUCAAUUAAAAUCAGAAAAAGAAAAAAAUUAAUGAACUGUAACAUAAUCGCCGCUGAGCGAAACCCUAUGGAUAUAUAUAUAUAUAAAAGGUUCGAUGCCCCUGUAACAAUUGAAUAUAACAAAUAACAAAUAUGCGUUGAUGAACGGAAAAUUGUUUGCGAAAAAUACCAUCACUGGGUAAAUAUAAUUCGACGUUUAUACGAAUAAAUGAAUGAAUAUGAAAUGAAUCAAUAAAUUGUACAUUGAAUUCAAUAUUUAUUAUGGGCGAUUGGAUUCGAAAUGUAUAGAGAAACGAUGGGUAGAAAAAAGUAAACCAAACGAAAAAAAACAAAAAAAAUUACCACUCAUAAAUAAAGAUCCCAAGUACCUACGUCUAAAUCGAUGUGAAUAUUUAAACGAAAGAAAAAAAAAAAAAUAGGAAUAAAAUUUUGCGGGGCAGUUAUGGAUAUAAAAUUAAUUAUGGGAUUGAUUUAAUUCCAAAUAUAUAUGUGCAGUAAUAACGUUGUUAUAUAGAUAUAUUUAUUAUUUGUUGAUAUAUUUUUGUAAAGUUUUAUUUAGCCAAUAAGUCUCUCUCUUUUACUAUUCUGAAUUUCCUUUCUUCUGAUUUUCAUCUACCCGACUAUUUCCGAUUUAUAUCUGAACAAUGAUCGUCGUUACGCAAACGAUGACUCGCGCCAAUUAUAAUAAUGUGUUCAUAAUUACGCGUUUAAAUAUACAUAUAUAUAUAUAAUUGAAUAAAGAAAAUAUAAAUGUAUGUAUGCAAAUUAAAUGAAUAAAUCAAAUAAAUAGAUGAAAGGUAAAAAAGUCACUCACGAUUCAUGACGAUAAUAUGACCGCGGUGAUUCGAGUAUAUAAAAUAGCGUAUGCGUCAAAUGAGAGCAGAAAACGCCGAUAAAAUUGGGGAAAUUUUUUUUUUUUUUUUGGAAAAUGGAGAAAAAUCGCAAAGAAAAUAAGGCGAAAUCCGCAAGAGUAAAACGGUUAACUGAUCUCCGUCAAUUUCAAUCCCGCAAUAUAAUAUCCUGCACCCCGAGGCGAGGCGCAACCCUCAUUCCAAGUUUCUGGUACGAUUCCAAUAAAAUAUCAAUAUUCCCUCACCCUCUGCCACCCUUACCCGUCCAAUUCCUCUCCCACACCCCCUGCAAACAAUAAUCUACGUUACGUGAACGUCGACAUUUUCUCUCUUCAAACAGAUCUCUGUACCCAGCUGUACCUAAUACACCGUGUAUGCUAUCAACGUAUGUAUGUAUGUAUGUGCUACCUGUACGUAAUGUACACGUAUAUAUGUAUUACGUAUCGUUAUACGGAUAAAGAAAAAUCAAAAAGAGAAAAAGGUAUAAAAGAACUGCACUCCUCGUUCUAAAUCUUUACAGAAACCAGACGUAUUCAUUAUACUAGUAUGUACAUAUAUAUAUAUAUUAUUGUACCACGUCUAAGCGGAAAGUGCAAUAAAAAAAAACGGAAAGCGUUAUUGGAAAAAGUAUAAUGAUUCAAAUCAGAGGGUAUCCGAACAGAAGUGAAGUGGACGGGAUCUCGCAUUGAUAUGUAAUAUUUCAAAUAUGAAUCCCGUAAGAUAUCCGACGAUUUGUAAAAUUCAAUGGUAAUAGUUAUGUAAAUAUAUAUAAUUAUCGAAGCGGUGUGAAUAAUGAUUUUUAACGAGUACGUUAUUCGUAUUAUUUUCGUGUCCUUAAUUUUUGUUUCCCCCCCCCCCCCCCCCCCCACAAAUUCGAGAGCCAAAUAGAUGGACGUCUAUUCGAUAAUUGAACGCACGAUCCAUGAAUAAGUAGAUAAAUGUAUAUUGGAUAUGAUGAUACACGAAGUACAUGAAUUAUUGUUUAAUAAAUAAUUAUACGGUGCGAUUUCGUUGAAAGUGGUUGCGAUCGACGCAUGCGUCGAAAUAUUCGAAUUUCCUCGGCCUACGAGCGAACCCGAGCUACGCUGGAGUCGGGGGUAGCCAGCAGCAGCGUAAGCGUUUUGUUGUGAGGUGUCACCCUGAAGGUCGUAGAUAGUAACAAAGCGUCUACGCCUGUGGCUACGCCGACUCCAGCGCAGCUCGGGUUCGUUCGUAGGCCGAGAAAUUCGGAUAUUUCGACGCAUGCGUUGAUCGCAAACAUUUUCAACGGAAUCGCACCGCAUAAAUAGAUUUCUAGGCGAGAUAAUCUAGACACAUUCACGAGGUAGCUUGAUAUCAAUGUAAUUUUAAUAUCGACUAUAAUAAUAAACAAAGUACGGGGAUCGACCGAAUGAGGUUCUGCGUUAAUUAAGUUAUGAUACACUAAUUAUAUUAGGUGUAUAAUUAAGAAAAAAAAAAAAAAAAGGGAAA
Messenger RNA from Athalia rosae (coleseed sawfly), 6754 nucleotides. It is a transcript of the gene tei, whose product is annotated as hemicentin-1. The transcript is spliced from 11 exons. The record is from RefSeq and is a predicted model, not a curated record. Bases 1418 to 3574 code for a protein of 718 amino acids. Gene Ontology annotation, biological process: cell-cell adhesion. Gene Ontology annotation, cellular component: cell-cell junction. Gene Ontology annotation, molecular function: cell adhesion molecule binding. NCBI's taxonomy places the organism in Eukaryota, Metazoa, Arthropoda, Insecta, Hymenoptera, Athaliidae.